Messenger RNA from Triticum urartu, 614 nucleotides. The record is from RefSeq and is a predicted model, not a curated record. Lineage: Eukaryota; Viridiplantae; Streptophyta; Magnoliopsida; Poales; Poaceae.
ACCUACGCGCUGGUGAUGGAGAUGCAGCUGGUGAUGGGCUUCUUCGCCACCGCCUUCUGCACCGUCGGCAUGAUCGUCAACAACGACUUCCAGGCGAUCUCAAGGGAAGCGCAGACAUUCGAGCUAGGGGAGGCCCGGUACUACACGGUGCUGGUGUGGAGCGCCAUCCUGUGGCAGUUCUUCUUCCUGGGCGCCGUGGGCGUCAUCUUCUGCGUCCACACCCUGUUCGCCGGGAUCCUCAUCGCCGUCUUCAUCCCGGUCACAGAGGUGCUGGCCGUCAUCUUCCUGCACGAGAAGUUCACCAGCGAGAAGGGCGUGGCGCUCGCGCUCUCGCUCUGGGGCCUCGCCUCCUACUCCUACGGCGAGUACAGCGAGGCCAAGGCGGCCAAGAAGAAAGCGGCCUUGGAUGCCCAAGCCUCUGACUAAUAGUACACUUCGAUUCCAAGAAUUGUGAUUUGGAUUGUUGUGCUUGUCUGCUCGUAAGGCAUACAUAACCUGCCACCAGUGGUAAAUGGCACGGUUAUUGUCAUGACCCAAAAUUUCAGAACCUGGUAAAAAAAUACUGAUUUUCGUUCUAUUAGCUUAUGCAAUGUUAUUUACAAAGUUAUUCCAAA